Molecule: messenger RNA, 477 nt
Organism: Medioppia subpectinata
Lineage: Eukaryota; Metazoa; Arthropoda; Arachnida; Sarcoptiformes; Oppiidae
Source: the annotation of a GenBank genome assembly
AUGGCUUUGAAUCCGUUUUAUCCGCACCGAUGCGGCCGUAACUAUUGGGAUGUCUGGGAAUGGCCGCAGUCUAUCUUCGGACAGCACUUCGGUCAGGAUUUCGGUGGACACCAGUUGGCCCGACAGAGCGGCGAAUCGCAGGUCUCCAACACCUCUGACCAGUUCUCCGUACGACUCGAUUGCAGUCACUUUAAGCCCGAAGAGAUCGAAGUGAAAACUGUCGGCAAUUCUGUCUCAGUUCACGGCAGACACGAAGAGAAAAGUGAUAAUCACGGAUGGAUUUCACGUGAGUUCACCCGUCGUUACGCUCUGCCCGAGGGAUGCGAUGCCGGGACUGUUGUCUCACAUUUGGACUCAAAGGGUGUCCUCAAAGUGGAGGCACCGAAGAUACCGUUGCCACCAAUCAAAGACAACGAACGCUUGGUUCCCGUCAGGUAUCCAUCAUAUAUCUCUUCGGAUGCGAAAUGCAUAAAAUGA